Myotis daubentonii (Daubenton's bat) is the source of this 822-nucleotide messenger RNA. RefSeq lists its product as uncharacterized. The record is from RefSeq and is a predicted model, not a curated record. Lineage: Eukaryota; Metazoa; Chordata; Mammalia; Chiroptera; Vespertilionidae.
GGGAGGUGCUCCUGGCUGUGUUGGGUGGAUGGUUGAUCUGUAAAUAUCAGGGUAAAUUGGUUGGUAAUGUUGUUCAGAUAUUCUACGUCCUUACUAAUUUUCUAUUACUCUUUUCUUCAAUAGGCUUUUCAAAGUAGUCAAAGAGGGCACCCAAUGAGCUUAUGCAGAGAAAGGGCAUAAUUUGCCCAAAAAGGUCACAUGUGUAGCACCUUGUGAUAGUCCGUCUAUGCUGUGGGCUUUCCCAGUGCAGUUCCUUAAGUGCUGGUAGAACUGCCCUCAGCACAGCUGGGGUUCUCCUCCCCUGAGGGCCCCUGCUAUUUUGGUGCCUUGCUCUUGGCCCCUCACUGCAUGUGGGGGUGCGGGGAUGCAGAGUCUGUGACUCCCGGGACCGGCACCGGUGAGGCAUCAUCACCUUUUCCCUCCCGGCAGCUGGACCCCUCCCUCCUGGCCUCCAAGAACCGGCAGGCGGCCAAGGAGAGGGAGUGUGAGGAGCUGUACGAGCUGCUGGAGCAGCUGAUUCAAGUCCACGAGGCCCUGCGGCAGGACCACGCAAGCCUGAAGGCGCUCCAUGACCAGCUGUCUGGGCAGUACCAGGCCCUCGUGGAGGAGCACAGCCGCCACAAGACCCUGCUGCGCCGUUCCCUGGAAAUGGCGAGCAAGGCGUUCAGGCGUAGGGAGCAGGACCAGCGCCAGCACGAGGAAUCCCUGCAGGAGCUGGGGAAGCUCCUGCACACCCAGAGGGAGGCUCUGAAACAGGAGCAGGAGGCGAACGCCCUGGCCGCCCAGGAGGAGGAGAGGCUGCGGCAGGAGCUGGACAGGUAA